This is a messenger RNA of Myotis daubentonii (Daubenton's bat), 2266 nucleotides long. It is a transcript of the gene ZNF644, whose product is annotated as zinc finger protein 644. Gene Ontology annotation, cellular component: nucleus. Gene Ontology annotation, molecular function: DNA-binding transcription factor activity, RNA polymerase II-specific; RNA polymerase II cis-regulatory region sequence-specific DNA binding. Lineage: Eukaryota; Metazoa; Chordata; Mammalia; Chiroptera; Vespertilionidae. The record is from RefSeq and is a predicted model, not a curated record. Gene Ontology annotation, biological process: regulation of transcription by RNA polymerase II.
GUUGGGUUUCUGGCACCCGACGACCGAGGUGCGCCCUGGCCGCGGCCGCGCGUCCCUAAUUGGCCCCGCAGCCCCUCCUCCACCCCGCCCGGCUCGCGGCGGCCCGAGGGCUCCUCGCCGGCCACCCCCGCGGCCCGCAGCGCGGCAGAGGCGGGAAAGCCACGCGCCUGCGCCGUGGGAACCGGGGCCGGAGGCGAAAAGCGGGGAGCGGAGGGGGGCCUGGGAGCCGAGUAGCGUACAGAGCGGCGUGUGACGCGGGGACGCCGCGCGCUCCCAACGUCGCCCCGGUUUGACGCACACGGCACCAAACUGCUAAGAUGGCGGCGGCGGCGGAGGAGGCGGAGCUGGUGCUGCCCAAGGAGCCCGGGCCCCGGGUUCGGGGAGGCGGCGGCCGCGGGGGGCGGCGGAGCCUGAGGUUUGAUUUAAUUUUGAAUGAGGUUGCUCCUGCAGCAAGAUGUUAAUAAGACAAAAUCUAGUCUUAGAUUGUAAGCAAAAGAAAUCAAGGUCAAGAUCUGGAAGCAAGAAGAAAAUGCUAACAUUACCUCAUGGUGCUGACGAGGUUUACAUUCUCAGAUGCAGGUUUUGUGGCCUAGUCUUUCGUGGACCAUUGUCUGUUCAGGAAGACUGGAUUAAGCACUUACAACGACACAUUGUAAACGCUAACCUUCCCCGGACUGGAGCUGGCAUGGUGGAAGUCACGUCACUGUUUAAAAAGCCUGCUUCUAUUACAGAAACUUCAUUUUCUCUACUAAUGGCAGAAGCAGCUUCAUAGAACAAGGAAACCUUUUAAAUAGCAAAUAUGAAUUGGGUGUAAAUUUGAGAUUUUUUGUCUUUUUUUUAAGCCACAUUAAAUUAUCCAUUUAUAAAUACUAAAGCAGGAAAAAGGGGAAAAGUGAAUUAUGGUGACAUCAGAACAAAUAGAUUGCUUCAAACAGUAAGUGGUCUAUAUAUUUUAUAUAGGACAGAAGAUGUGUUUUCAACGUUUACUGGAUUUUGUCAGUUAACUGUAUUCAUUCAAUAAAAGAUCAGUACAUGUAAGCAGUCAUUAAUAAACUGUUGCACAUGGAUAUUUAAAGACAGACUUAUUGGAAAGUUAUGUUUUCUGCAGUGUUACCAGAAUCAAGGUUCUGUUUAUUCCCUACAAGACUUGCAUUGAAAAAUAAGAUAUUAUAUUUUGUUUGUAUGUAGUGUUUUGUAUAAUACCUGGAACCGCUAACUAAAUUUACUCAACUUAGGGCAUUAAAUACCAUGUACUUCAUAGAUUGAGACUGUUCACUCAUAUAGGGCAGAGUACUAUUCUAUCUAAAUGUGUUUAAGUGUUUUUUUAAAAUCACAUGGAAUGGUUUUUUUUAUACUAAAAAGUGGAGGGAGAUUUGUUUAAACAAGUAUUUCUAAAAGAAAUAUGUACAUAGUCCUGGAAAUUAUUUGUGGUAAGGAAAUAUUCUUUACUCCAGUUGCAUUUCUCAGACAAUAAAGUGGUGCAUCCAUGCUACCUCCUACUUUGUCAACAAAGAUGCUAUUUACCCUUUACAUUUUUUGUAUCAUAAUAGAUUUUAAAAUCUAAUGUUCUUUAUUGCAAGGCAUCCUUUUGUUAACAGAUUUGUUUCUUUUUAAUGUUUUACCUAAAAUUUGACAUGCUUACAGGACAGGUUUGCCUCUUUAUUUAACAUUGUAGAAAUGUAAUUAAUAAAUGAUGCUCACUACACACUUUAGAAUAGGCUUUCUCAUUUAUAUUCUCUUCCCAAAUUGAUCAGUAGCAAAACUUAAUAUACCAAUUGAAAUAUUUCUACAUAUGAUGAGAAUGUUUACAAUUUAAAUUUUAGAACUUGUUUUGGAUGUGAUUAUAUGUACGAAAAUCGUGUAACACUAUGCUAUGCUAAGAACCGACAUAACGGAAUUACUGAAAUAAAUGUGCUGUGAGGAAUGGAAAAUAUGGUGCAGAUGUCUUGGUCAUGAAAUUGUGAUUCUUCCUUUCAACUUUUCCAAAAACAAAUUAGUUCUUUUAAUCUGAAGUCAGAUUCCUUUACAAAUGACAGUUUUUAUAUGCAAGCACCAUUUCAUUUUAUUUCACGUAGUAUGGCUAAUACUAUAGUUGAAACAAGGAUAUGCAUUGAUACUUUUCUUCGUAUGUAAAUAAAGUUUAAAACAUUAACUAAGGAGUAUUUUGGUAGAGUAUAUACAUACCUCACUGCCAGUGAAAUUGCUUUCCUAUGGUAUAUCUCCUUACCAGAAAAAUCUCUAAAUAAAAAAAGACUUAAAAUUAUAA